UGUCAGCCAAUCAGAUCGCCCAAUACUUGUAUAUAAUGUGAGUUUAAAAUUUUGAGCGCUACGCGUUGAAUAAGAGAGAAACUAACAUGGACGCAAACCUGUCCCGACUGCUUGUUGGCUUAUCUGUUCACAUCAGCCGCAGUGAUGGACGAGUCCACCUUGCGAAGGUGAAGUCUGUUGACCUCGUCAAGUCCACGGUCAUGGUUGAGUGGUAUGAGAGGAAAAUCUGCCGAGGGAAGGAGGUUGACAUGAGCGAGUUGUGCAAACUCAAUCCAGAUCUGCUGGAUCAUAUAAACGCUGCUGAAACUCCAGCUCCUGUUCCAGACAAGUCACAGAAGUAUGAAGGUCGACUCCGUUCAUCCAGGAUUCCGGCACUUCCCUCCUCCUCUGUUCCAGCUGUCAGUGAGGCAGAAGAGGCAGGUCGGCAAGGCACACAUGAUGCUCGCUUUGUCACUCGCUCUCAGGCGAGGCAGACCUGUUUGUUCCAGCCUCAGGCCCCUGUUUCAUCACCAGCCUCAACCUCAGAGCCUUCCCGAGCAAACCCAGAAACAAUCCACCCUGAGCUAAAUCCACCUUCAGUUCCCACCAACUCUGUGAGUCUAGAACAGCAACGUAGGAAGAAUGAGCAAAAAGCGGCAGCAGCGCUUCAAGAGGCAGUAAAGGCCACUGAAGAGCCUCCGAGAAUGCCUCCUACAUCUGCUGUCAGAGUCUCAAGAAAAUCUGUGGCUCCCCAUGAGAUAAACAAAGUUGGCAAAAGAACCUCCUGCUUUAUAAAGCCAUCUGAAGUGCAGACUAAGCGGGGAAAGUUUGGAGAGGCCUCGCGACCCAACCAAAAGUUCUACGAAAUGAUCCAGGUCUUCAGAGAGACAUUAGAAUACAUCCCUAUAUCCUCUACAGAUGUGGUUGAACCAUACAGAAUCUGUGUAUGUGUUCGCAAGCGACCCCUUAACAAGCAAGAGGUUGGCAGGAAGGAGAUAGAUGUUGUGUCUAUACCUGGAAAGGGUAAACUGUUGGUUCACGAGCCAAAACACAAAGUGGACCUCACAAAGUACUUGGACAACCAAGUUUUCCACUUCGACUACUCUUUUGAUGAGACUGCUGCAAAUGACCUUGUCUACAGGUUCACAGCCAAACCUUUGGUGCAGUCCAUUUUUGAUGGUUGCAUGGCAACAUGUUUUGCCUAUGGCCAGACAGGAAGUGGAAAGACUCAUACAAUGGGAGGUGAUUUCACAGGCAAGCAGCAGAACAGUGCCAAAGGGAUCUAUGCCUUGGCAGCCCAGGAUGUUUUCGCUUACCUCGGCAAUAGAAAGUACUCCAACCUGGAUCUCUCUGCGUACGUCAGCUUCUUUGAGAUUUACAAUGGCAAAGUGUAUGACCUGCUGAACAAAAAGGCCAAGCUCCGCGUUCUGGAAGAUGACCGACAACAGGUCCAGGUAGUAGGCCUGGAGGAGGUUUUUGUGACUGCAGCAGAAGAUGUCAUCAAGAUGAUACAGGCAGGCAGUGCAUGCAGAACAUCAGGCCAGACCUCGGCGAAUGCCAACUCCUCCCGGUCCCACGCCAUCCUCCAGAUUGUGCUGCGUCGCAAUGACCGUAAUAACACGCUGCAUGGCAAGUUUUCAUUGGUGGAUUUGGCCGGCAACGAGCGUGGCACAGAUGUGAGCAGCAACGAUCGCAGCACUUUGGUGGAGACGGCAGAAAUCAACCGCAGCCUGCUGGCUCUGAAGGAAUGCAUUCGUUCCCUAGGAAAGAACAGCGAUCACAUUCCGUUCCGAAUGAGCACUUUGACCAAGGUGCUUAGAGAUUCUUUCAUUGGCGAAAAAUCACGGACUUGCAUGAUUGCAAUGGUGUCACCAGGAAUGGCUUCAUGUGAAUAUACAAUGAACACACUGCGUUAUGCUGACAGAGUGAAGGAGCUGAAUGGCAACUCCAAAGCAAACGGAGCAGCAAAGGCACAGGAGCCCAUAAAUAGCUCCUCAGAUGAGGAAUCUGUUGUGGAUGCCAGUGUGUAUGAUGCUAUAUCUCAAGUGUCCGACCUAGAGGAGAAGGUUUAUGUACAGCUCAGGAAGGGAAUUGAACUUGUCAAAAUGAUGGAGGAAACGUCUUACAACAUAGAGACAGGACUUCCUGACCUGAUUGAUCAUUCACAGAAGCUGCAUGACACACUAUUGGCUUUGCAGUCUGCUGUAGAUAAGGAGAGAAUGGCAAGACUGAACAUCUGAAAUAUAAAUAACAUCCAGUGCAUCCAUAUUAACUGUCUCAGAGUUUAAAGGCUUUUGAUUAUAUGUAAUUUUAUGACCGUUAAUUAAAGUAUUCAAACACUAA
This is a messenger RNA of Betta splendens (Siamese fighting fish), 2322 nucleotides long. RefSeq names its product kinesin family member 2C (gene kif2c). The record is from RefSeq and is a predicted model, not a curated record. Lineage: Eukaryota; Metazoa; Chordata; Actinopteri; Anabantiformes; Osphronemidae. Bases 87 to 2219 code for a protein of 710 amino acids. Gene Ontology annotation, molecular function: microtubule binding; ATP binding; microtubule motor activity. Gene Ontology annotation, biological process: microtubule-based movement. The transcript is spliced from 23 exons.